Messenger RNA from Ogataea angusta, 1767 nucleotides. RefSeq lists its product as uncharacterized. The transcript has a single exon. Gene Ontology annotation, molecular function: protein tyrosine/serine/threonine phosphatase activity. Gene Ontology annotation, biological process: dephosphorylation. NCBI's taxonomy places the organism in Eukaryota, Fungi, Ascomycota, Pichiomycetes, Pichiales, Pichiaceae. The coding region runs from base 1 to 1767 and encodes 588 amino acids. The record is from RefSeq and is a predicted model, not a curated record.
AUGACAGUGGACACGCCGCUCAUAAUCAACCAGGAGACGCUGGAAGAGCUUCAGAAACAGGACGACUCGCUAUCGAAGUUUGUGCGUCUGAAGAAGAUGUACCACAAUGGGUUUUACUCGGACUUCGAGCUGACCAUACUGCGAUCGAAGCCAAACGACUGCCCAAUUGUGCAGAAGUACUCCAGAAUAGAGUCCUUCAGCCAUCACGGCAAGUCUGUGACACUCAACACCUUCUUCAGCGAGCAUCCUCUGCGAGAGUACCAAAAGAGAAACGACCCAAAUCUACGGCACGAUAUCCGGGAGAGAAUUGAGUCAUUGCCGGUUCUUGUGUUUGUGCACGGCCUGGGCGGCCAGCUGUCGCAGUUUGAGCCGAUACUGCAGGAGUUCCGCAACUGUGCCGACGUUUUCGGCGUCGACCUUCCUGGAUUUGGCAAUUCGAAAGUGAGCACCAAGACGCUCAAAUUUAGACUGACCCAGUUCUCGGACGAGGAGCUAGCGCGCUUGGAGCGCGACACAAAGAACCUUGUUCCCGAAGACUACACGAGCGAGAAUAUUGCAGAUCUGCUGAACACCAUUCUGACGACCAAGUUUCCUAAUAGACGAUUUGUUCUCAUUGCGCAUUCCAUGGGCACGCAUCUGGCCACAAGACUGGUCAAUCUUCUGCCAGAGAACAAGGUUGAGUCGCUGGUGAUGAUCUCGCCGCCUAAACUGGCCCCAAUGAACCUUCCUCGCGCCCUCAAGGCGGCUCUGGGCGUGUUCACCUAUCUGCCAUGUCUGUUCGACGUUUACCGCUUUGUGGACCGCGUGGGCGGUCUGUACUCGCCGUCGGUGAACAAAUUCAUCUAUCCAGAGAGCAACGACUGGCUGAAGAGAGCCACGCAGUUCCGAUGGAACCUGGACACCGAGUCCGAGACGUUUCUCAAUUAUCUGAAUGGCUUCCACCUGGUGACCUCCGCCGAGCUGGUGGCUGCUGCCAAAAAAAUCGCCAGUUCCACCAACGAGCCGAAAAUAUUGAUAUGUUGCGGAGCCGCCGAUAGCGUCACUCCGUACAGUGUGAGCGAGGCAAUUGCCCGGGAAUUGGAGUCAAACGGCGUUCUUAUCAAGCUGGAGAGGAUCGACAAAGCCAAUCACUCUGUUUUUCUGGACAGGCCGCACUAUUUGACUGGCGUCAUCUACCAGUUUGUCGAGAAUCUCCAAUUGAACGUCAGUUGCACCUGGGUUUUACAGGUGAGAGCGCAGAUCAGCGGUGACAAGUGGGGGCUGAAGAAUAAGGAAAAAUGGGACAAAGUGGUGACAAUCUCUGCACCGCUACGUGCUGCCGGCAAGCCAGAAGCGCCGUUGUUGGGCAUGAAAACGCUUCGUCAGACCGACGAGGUGCACAAUCCCACGGUUUUCGAGAAAGACCAUCCAGAAGUGGUGGCCAUCAUAGAUAUCGGGUCGGACACCCCGGCGUACGAGCCGGCAGACUUCAAAAGAGUCCGCUACGUCAAGUUCAAGACCGAGUCGAAGGUCACGCCGGACAACGUGACGAUAGUCAAGUUCAUCGCGGUGGCAGACGCGAUCGCCAAAGAGCUCUCGGCGGGCCAGUACAUCGGCGUGCACUGCCACUACGGCCAGAACCGCACCGGGUUCUUCAUCUGCUGCUACUUGGUCGAGAAACUCGGCUGGACGGUGAAAGAGGCGCUCAAUGCGUUCGAGGCCGCCAAACCACCGGGAAUCCGCCACGAGCAUUUCAAGAACGCUCUCUACCUCAGAUACGGUGAAUAG